CAGUCCGAUGCGGGCUUUUUAAUCCCAGGAAAUCGACUUCAACUUCUCCUCUUCAUAUCAUCAUCGACGAUUGUGCGAAUUCUCAUGUAGCCCGCAAGCUUGAAGCAUUGAUAUGACUUGUUGAUUCUAUGGAUGUCUCUUUUUGCCACGAGGAUCUCAAAGGCUUUGAAAACAUAUAAAUUCCGUAGCUUCCUUCGCCACCCUAACUGGCAACUUCCCCCCUUCUCCCUACACCUCCUGUGCACCCUCAGAAGUGGCUUAUCCGAUCAAGCAUCAUGGCUUUGCUUCCUUACACCUGCAAAAUGAUUCUAAUUUCACUAUAUAUCUUCGCCUUCUCCAUGAGGGUUGAUUCUCAACCGAUUUCCCUUCAGGAGAUUGCUGAUCAACACGCCACUCUAAUGCCACGUCACCCACAGGGCACGUUUUCCAGCACGUCUGAUAUACAAGGCCGAGUCUCAUCCUUGUCAAGACAUACUGCCUCGGAUCUUGCCGGUCCGGAGCGAAGCAUUGCCACUGCGCCCAACUGGCCACCAUCAUCCUCAUCAUCUUACCAACGAUCGAUGGCAGCUGCUCCGGGAUCCAAUGGCCGAAGGUCGGCACCAUACCCAGUAGGUGCUUCAAUGGCCCGCGUUCAACCUGGGCAGCUGGCCCGACCAGGAUCGGGUAGCACCCACUCAAUAUCUGUUUGCUCGUACGAUGAAAGCUACGGUUGUUGGUAGUAGCUGGGCUAUGAUAGAUGAAAUCAUAUUUCCCUCUUCCUCUGUUCUUGUUUUUUAUGAGAAUCAGCUUCAGUCAGAUUAACCUUUUUGGAAAGUUUUGCAUGAAAAACAAGAUACAAGAAAUGCACUUCAGUAAUGUUUGCCGAUGAGAUCCAAACCUCUGGGGCUGUUGAAAGAUCGACCCGACCGUCUCCGGAGAAAUACAAUUUCCUGGUGGCCAGUGCGCAAUCGAAUUUGACGAUAAUCACUUUCUAUGGAUUAUGCAACUUGAAAUAGUUACAAUGGACGCCAAAAUUUGUCUUCCAAAUUUGCUCUGUUAUCAAGUUCCUCUUUUGAAUUCUAUGCAUCCUUGAAUGUUUUUUGGAUUUAAUUUCAUUUUUAG
This is a messenger RNA of Puccinia graminis f. sp. tritici CRL 75-36-700-3, 1101 nucleotides long. RefSeq lists its product as uncharacterized. The record is from RefSeq and is a predicted model, not a curated record. Lineage: Eukaryota; Fungi; Basidiomycota; Pucciniomycetes; Pucciniales; Pucciniaceae. The transcript is spliced from 4 exons. Bases 276 to 719 code for a protein of 147 amino acids.